Molecule: messenger RNA, 551 nt
Organism: Spodoptera litura
Lineage: Eukaryota; Metazoa; Arthropoda; Insecta; Lepidoptera; Noctuidae
Gene: l(2)37Cg
Product: RNA polymerases I and III subunit AC2 l(2)37Cg
Biological process (GO): transcription by RNA polymerase III; transcription elongation by RNA polymerase I
Cellular component (GO): RNA polymerase I complex; RNA polymerase III complex
Molecular function (GO): DNA binding; protein dimerization activity
Source: RefSeq, a predicted model, not a curated record
GACAGAACCAUCAUGUUAUUUUUCUAAAUCAAAACAGAGCACGUUGGUGCACAAGUUGAAACUUAUCAUCAUAAUUACCCACUUUUGAACUCUUGGAGACAGAAUUUAACUCAACCAGUUUGUACAUAUCUAUACGUUUCAUUGGAAUAUACAACAUUAGUAUCUCCAGUGCUUUUUCAACUGUUGAUAAACAAGAAACUUCGUCUUGAGUAUUAAACAUAAGAAAAACCCUGAAAAAUGAAGGUGACUGAGUUACCAGGAGAUGAAGACUCAGGCCCAACAUGCAGGACUUAUGUAUUUCAAAACGAAAGCCACACAUUAGGCAAUGCAUUGAAAUGCAUUAUUAAUAGAUAUGAGGAUGUAGACUUCUGCGCCUACACAGUCCCACACCCAGCAGAAAACAAAAUGCACUUUAGAAUCCAAACAAAAAAGACACCAGCGCUAGAAAUAUUAAAAAGAGGUUUUCAAGAUUUAGAAAAAGUAUGUGAACACACCAUAGAUUUAUUUGAAAAAGAAGUAAAAGAGUUUAAUAAAAUGUAAUAAUUGUUUUU